This is a messenger RNA of Mollisia scopiformis, 528 nucleotides long. RefSeq lists its product as uncharacterized. The record is from RefSeq and is a predicted model, not a curated record. Bases 1 to 528 code for a protein of 175 amino acids. The transcript has a single exon. NCBI's taxonomy places the organism in Eukaryota, Fungi, Ascomycota, Leotiomycetes, Helotiales, Mollisiaceae.
AUGCACGUUCAACGAAGAAGCCAUGGCUUGAAAUUCAAGUGGAGGACGUCCCAGCCCAUUAUUGCUUAUCUUCCGGCCAUGAUUGAGGCUCCUCUUUCUUCCAGAAGAAAUAGCGUUCGGGGGUGUUCCGAAGUGUUCGAGACCAGUGGAAAACGCAAUGCAAAUCACCGAAGUUCACCGAGAACAAAAAUCCAUUAUCAACAACAAAAGCUUUUCUCGCUACCUAGGAAAAGUCGAAAAGCUGGGCCAGCGGAUCGAGGACGAGAAGAUGCAGAUCUUUGCGGUGUACCCCGAGAACUCGAGCUGGAGCUGGUGUGUAUGCGAUGCGGUGCACUGCUAGAUGAGAUGCCAUCUCACGCUGGUGUAGAAGGAGUUGGGACAAGCACUGCGACCGCAUCGAGGCAUGCAAACAAGCUGGAGCUCUUCCCAAGCAUUUUCCCAGAGCAUUUCGACGCGGGCAAAUAUAUCUUGGGGCCUUGGCAUUUAUCUACAAUGCUGGCCGACUUGUGGACUUGGUUCGAAGGCUAA